AGAGGGGCAGUGUGCUGGGCUGAGCGCUCAGCUCCCCCCUGGGAGCCCACUUGCCCGCAAGGGUCUCAGCUACCCGCUCUUGGCUAGGAACGGAGGGCAGCCUCCCCGGGCUUCUUGGCUCCCUAAGUGGGGAGCCUCCAGGCAGCAGCCAGGUUGGGAGCAGGGAGCCAGGGUUUCUUGUCAAUUUCAUAGCUCCAGCAUGGAGCUGUGAACUAGACAAGACAGCCAACUCUGGAUGUAGUAAAACACUGUGUACAUAGACACUGCCUCCUCCUAAGUACACUGACAUAAGCCCUACUUCUCUGGUGAAGGUGGAGUUACUAUGUGGGUGUAGUAGGGCACUUACAUCAAGGGGACAAGGCUGUUGUGUAUACACUGACAUAAUUAGGUAAACAUAAACUGCCUUUCAAGGACUUAAUUGUGUAGGGCAAACCAGGCCUCAGAAUCUGCUGGUUGAGCCAUGCAGAGGUUCUCCCAGUUACCACCUUGUCCACUGAGUCUCAGCUGGGAUAUCUAACAUUACACUCUCAGUUGAUACUUUGUCCCCUUAGCCAGGAAAAAAAAGCUACAAUUCUUGAACCUACAAUUCUAGGUUCUGGCAUAGUUAUAUAUUUGCAACAUGACUGAUCAUAGUCAGCCCACACCAGUUACUGUAAAAUACCUUUACUAUUGUGUAACGCUCUUCACUGGGAGACCAAUACCACUUGAUAGUUGAUUUCUCUGUAAAGUUUCCCUGAGUCAUUAAUUUCCCACUUCAAAAUUGGCCAUGACAAAUUUCCAACCAGCAUCAUACUGAGCUUACAUAUAGAAGCCAAAGACAAAACCUGUCCUUCUCUGGGGCACUCCACAGCCCAUGUAACUCAUGACUUGGCCCUAUGCCCGUUGUUGUCAGACAUCACCGGUGUGGUGCUCUGUUCAAUGUUGAUAACAGUCGGCUGCAUGUGUGUGUUCUCCCUGUGUGCUAUCCCAGCUCUGCGCAGAUAGCUGGCACAGCAGAUCUCGAGCAAACUGCCCAAUGACCACAGACUCUAAUAAGGUACGAAGGCACCCAGCCAGGUUUAUUGCCAAAUGAAACACAGUUUCUAGCUCCCCGGAUCAGAUGUCUACAGUUCUGCUAGUACGUAUGUGGUCCCUGACAAUGGACCGGCUCAGUCAGUGGCGGGAUUUGCCACUGCCCCUUAGGCCAGACAAAGACAUCCACUCAGGGAUGCAUUCUUAUACACAGGUACAAACCUGGUUACGCAUCACUGAACUCACUCAGGUACAGCCCCUCUAUGCAUUAGGGUGUUGCCAUUCUCCUGGUACAGGUUGGUUCGAACAAAUAAGUCCAUCCAUCGUAUUGUCUAUCCAUCAUAUUGUCCUGUCUUUAAGCUGGGUCUGCCUGUUCCUUGUUGUCUGUGUGGGAUGUGUUUGUACCAAGCUGUUCUGGUGCCGUCCUGGCUCACGUUCAUCUUAUUAGUGCUUACAUGUGUAUAUGUGCUUUUAGCAGCCUUCCUCUUGCCAACUUCUGUGAGCAGGGCCUGCCUCUGGCCCACAGCCUAGCUCUGCUUUAUGUUAGCAACGUCUUGACCAUUACUUCAGUUCAGGCCUCAUACCGGGCCUCUGAUACCAAGGGUUUUAUGUCUCAGGGCCUCAUCUUACUACACCCGUCUCCAAAAGCAGGACCAGAGGGAAAGGCAACAGAUCACCGUCAGACUGCAACUCCAAACUUUUCAGCAUUGGUAAACAAGUCAGUUGUGGGGAAGGAUUUGUGCCUCUAUUUCCAAGAAAACUCUAGGGAAGUCCUAGCCUGAAACAGAUUCCCCACCAGGAAUUCUUCCUGCCACACCUCACGGAGGAGUUCAACACCUGUACCACCCGAAAAUAAGAGAGAAAAAGGAAAGGUGCCUGAACUGAAGAUUGUAUAGCCACCACUGAUGUUCUCAAUAAUCAGAAACAGUAUUUUAUAGAAAUAAAAUGAGAAUUAUCUUUGCUUCCACCAUAGCUUUACAAAGUUGAUAUGCUUUACAUACCGUUUUCAAGGGUGAUCAAAUGUACCAUGGUGGAUGGACAGGAUGUUAGAACUGGUAUGGAUUAGGGAGGCACUGCUAUAGAAGAGCUGAGCGUGCCCCCAUGCAGGCUGGCACUGAUGGUAGCAUGCUGAGGGAGCCGAGAAAGCUGGAUUGAUACAGACAGGGCACUUGCUGUGAAGAAGGUCACAUAAUCACCAUAAGAUGUUCAUUUCACUGUUUCAGAGGCUAGGAGAAAUCUGUUCAGAUUAGCUAGAGAUAGCAUCUGUAUAUUAAGAGAUGAGCCUGAACUCAUAAGUAUGUGGAUGUUUUGCUCAAUCCAUUUAUACACACAGAGGCCAGUUACCCAGUUGAGAUCCAGAUCCAAAGUCCAGAAAUUAUUAGAUUUUGGGGGGUUGGUUUAGGCCCAUUUCUAUUUUAAAUACGUCCUUCAGCCAUGCCAGGUUAAUACUGAUGAGUUUUUGCCCAAGAUCCAUCAUCAGUUUGCCCACACACCACACAACUGAUGGGUGAGGCAGAGAAUAGAGAAUACUUCAGCUGCAAAGUGUAAGUAAACAUUGGCUGUUCAUUCUGUUUGCUUCUUCAACACUCCAGAGCAAGAGAUGGUAUCACUGGAUUAGGACUUUGGAAGAGGAUAAGAAAGGCAUGGCAGGUGGUAGGAUGGUUUUGCCUCCUAGAGGAAUUCUCCACUUUCAACUUCAGAAGAAAACGGGCUUUGUAGGGGCAGAAUCUGAUCCAAUAUUCACUGAAAGAACUGGAGUUUUUAACACCUUCAACUUCAGUAUUGGGACUUCUACAUUGUCAUCUUGUUUUGUCAUGGCUAUACAUCUAUCUGCAUUUUCCUUUUCACUCUUCCACCACCAAGCCCUGUGAUACACAACAUAGAGCAGUUUCCAUGUUCUUUGGAGACCGCAAUAAAAAACUGAAGUUCAUACAAAUGACCCCUCCUGGCAGUAGGAAGUAGAAGGGCAAACAUCUUGUACAUUUCUAGACAUGUAGGGAAUAAAGGCUACUUUUACUUUAAGAGAGAUAUGACAUCAUAAUGGCCUACAGGUUGUGAUGCCAGAUGCUUUUGACAUCACAAAGAAACUCUUAGCAACUGUUUAAGCAUACACAUGACCAUUUCGUGAUGGAGAUAGAUCUCCCUUGAUUGGCAAAGGAAGAGCAGUGUCUGCUGAACCCUCUUGAUUCCUCAGCUUGAACGCGUCAGAGUCAGCUCAAACAAACUCUCAGUUCAAAAUCUCCAGGAUUUGCUUGAAAGCUCCCAGUCCUGAAGCCCAGAAGGCAAGCAAAGAGGUAACAAGUUGGCUGAGAGCAUUUCAGAAGCAUUCUGACAACCAAAGCAGGAUGGGUGACUGGAAAAGCUACAUCAAUACCAUUCUAAAGGAUAAGAACAUUGAAGAUGUAGCUAUCGUGGGGCACAGUGACAACAAAUCAGUAUGGGCUUCCAAGCCAGGGGGCCUACUGGCUGCUAUCUCACCUCAGGAAGUGGGGGUGAUCAUAGGCCAUGACAGGAAGGGGUUCCUGCAGACAGGGAUUACCAUAGCUGGCAAGAAGUGCAGUGUGAUCCGUGACUACUUGCUUGUGGAAAAAGAUGCUGUGAUGGACACCAGAACCAAGGAGGGUGACAGCAAGUCCAUCUGUAUUGGCAAGACCCCCAGAGCCCUGAUCUUCCUCAUGGGCAAAAAGGGAGUCCAUGGAGGAGCCCUCAACAAGAAGGUGCAUGAGAUGAUUGCAAGCAUGAAAGCCCAGAAUAGCUAGAGCAAAGGACAUAGAUACUGCUGUCCU
Messenger RNA from Chelonia mydas (Green sea turtle), 3797 nucleotides. It is a transcript of the gene PFN3, whose product is annotated as profilin 3. Gene Ontology annotation, cellular component: cytoplasm. Gene Ontology annotation, molecular function: actin binding. The record is from RefSeq and is a predicted model, not a curated record. Lineage: Eukaryota; Metazoa; Chordata; Testudines; Cheloniidae. Bases 3357 to 3770 code for a protein of 137 amino acids. Gene Ontology annotation, biological process: regulation of actin filament polymerization; actin cytoskeleton organization; positive regulation of actin filament bundle assembly. The transcript has a single exon.